AUGAGCGGUGACGCUGUAUCCAUCAACAGCGAUGAGCUGACCGCAAUUAUUGCUGAUUUGCAAGUUCGGAUUCCUGAACUGUCAAACGAUGAAGCGAUUCAGCUUCAGAAAAUUGAGGAGGGAAGUGCAAAGGGCACUACUGUUUCUCUCACUAGUAAGGAUCGUGGGAAAGGAAGGAUAUCAGGUGUUGCUCCGGUUGAAGAGGAUGGAAAUGAUACGACGGAUAGUGGUUUUCAGUUGAGCGAUGCCUCAUAG
Molecule: messenger RNA, 255 nt
Organism: Gongylonema pulchrum
Lineage: Eukaryota; Metazoa; Nematoda; Chromadorea; Rhabditida; Gongylonematidae
Source: the annotation of a GenBank genome assembly